Molecule: messenger RNA, 468 nt
Organism: Dacryopinax primogenitus
Lineage: Eukaryota; Fungi; Basidiomycota; Dacrymycetes; Dacrymycetales; Dacrymycetaceae
Exons: 3
Coding region: 1-468 (155 amino acids)
Source: RefSeq, a predicted model, not a curated record
AUGUUCGUCAUUCACAUCACAACCUUUGUCUCUCUGCUCGCAUUAUCUUGGCUCGUCACCGCGGCACCAGUUUUUAAGACGGACAAUCAACAGCUCGCUACCGUAGAGGCAAGAUCCUUCGACAACUUGGAUCUUGGGUACGGGGUGCGACACCUGCAAGAUAGAGACCUUGAUUUGCACAACGAGGAUGAUCUCCAGAAAAGAGAGACGGACGAGGACUCUUCUUGGAUGGAAUUACGCAGUGACCGUGACGACCUUCAGCGGCAGCUCGAGGCAGAGCACCAGGCCGCGGUGCGCAGCGCAAGAAGGACGCAGGAGAGAGAGUUGAGGGCGGCGAGGAGAGCUGUAGCCAUAAGCAGAGUCAUCGGAAAAGUGCAGGAUUUCUGCAGAGCGGCCACCUGCAGGCCACCACGAGAGGGAAGACCUGGGAUUGGAAAGGCGACGAACGGGUUCGGUAUGCUCCAAUAA